UGAGUUUCAAGGCAUCAUUCGCGCAGCAGGGCUACGUCCUAGCCUCUCUGAUCCAGACUGCUACAGACGAAUGGUAGGCAAUAUCUCCGGUUAUUUCCGAGCAAUGACCGAUGUUAGCGCUGAGCACGACAAGUUCACUGCCAUGAAGCAGAAUCAUGGAGAAUCCGCAAUAGCUUUCCGUGCCAGAUUGGUAUCGCAAGUUCGAUUGUGUAAAUACAGCGAGGAGGAUCAAAUUCGUUUCGUCAGAUCACAGCUUCUGAAGGGAAUGUCCAACAGAGAACUGGCGAGGACAGCACGAAUGUUCAACUAUGACACCGAGUUUGUGGUUCAGUCAGCUACGCGCUGUGAAGCCUUUGAAGAAGAGACAAACGAGUCUGGCAGCAAAGUGCUCGCCGUUGGAGCUUCGUCGUUAAAAUAUCGGCAGACCGGAAAACGUACGCAUCAAGUGACCGGAAAGCAACUAAAUGAACAUCGUAUAGAACAGCGGCAGAACGACUCCCGAUCCAACCAAACGUUCCAAGGUCCACCAUCUAAGCGCCUAAACAUGGGGAGACAAGGAAAUGGUACAGAUUUGAGUAAGCUGGGUAGACGGAGUAGAUGCUCACGGUGUGACCGCCCUGCCCAUAGAGGAAGACAAUGUCCAGCCUUGAAUAAAAAUUGUCGCCGCUGUGGUAACAUAACAUUAUUAAACGAUCAGUAA
Molecule: messenger RNA, 700 nt
Organism: Armigeres subalbatus
Lineage: Eukaryota; Metazoa; Arthropoda; Insecta; Diptera; Culicidae
Exons: 2
Coding region: 71-700 (209 amino acids)
Source: RefSeq, a predicted model, not a curated record